AUGGCCAAUAUUGAGAAGGAUAUGGGCGUCGCUAUGAACCCAAUCAGCACGGCAACCCAUGGCAAAGCCGUACAGGCGGUCGAGAUCGAAAGAGUAACCUCACCAGACGAGCUCAAGAAAGACCAUCAAGAUUACGCCAGACUGGACGCAGAAGUGGCCAAAUAUGCCAACGCUCAGCGGAUCAAGAUCUCAAUCUCCGAGAACAAGCGACUGCGAGGCAUGAUCAACAGAAGAGUCCUCGUUGUCAUGGGACGCAAGAUCCACCCAGCAGAUGUCUUCACGUACUUCUUGCAGGCUUUAGAUAAAGGGACGAUGUCUUUCGCCAGUAUAAUGAACAUUCGACAGGAUCUUCAUCUGCUGAAUGGUCAGAAGUAUUCAUGGCUCACGACCUGCAUCUACAUCGCCAUUCUCAUCGUGGAGUACCCUAUCAAUCGCCUGAUCGCUAGACUGCCCAUUGCGAAGAUGCUGGGCACAGCUGUCAUCCUCUGGGGUACCACACUGGCUCUACACGCCGUUUGUAAGGACUUCGCUGGCUUGGUCACGGUGAGGACACUACUAGGUAUCUUCGAAGCCGUUUGCCAGCCAUCGUUCGUGGUGCUCUCGUCCAUGUGGUACAAGCGGUCUGAGCAGCUGCUGAUCGUGUCGUUGUGGUACUGCAUGAACGGUAUGCAGCAAAUCGUCGGAGGUCUCCUGGCCUACUGCUUCACACUCAUCCAGCACGGCCCAUUGAAGUCCUGGCAGGCCAUCUUCAUCACCUAUGGCUGCUUCUCAGUGCUCUGGGGUUGCUUCGUGCUAUGGUGGAUGCCUGACUCGCCUAUGCGAGCGAAGUGCUUCUCGGAAGAGGACAAGCAUCUCAUGGUCGAGCGAGUACGAUCGAACCAGACCGGCCUGCAGAACAAGCAUUUCCGUCCUGAACAGGUCAAAGAGGCAUUGAUGGAUCCACAGAUCUGGUGUUACUGCUUGAUCCAGAUCUCCACCACUCUGCCAACGAGUGGCCUCGGAGCUUUCUAUGCUAUCAUAAUCAAAGAUUUCGGGUUCACUACGCUUCAGACCCAGCUCCUUGCCAUGGUACUCGGCGUCUACAUCAUCAUCGUUCUCUUCAGCUCCACCUGGCUUGUCCGAAAGACCGGGCAGAACAUUCUUAUCAUGGCGGUAUAUGUGCUGCCGUCGAUCAUCGGCACGGUCGUCCUGCUCACUGUCGCCAACACGUCCAAGGCCACGAAAGCCGGUCUACUGGCCGCCCAGACCUUAGGCAUGAGCAUGCUGAGUCGUAACGUAGCUGGACAGACGAAGAAGUCUGUGGCGGUAGCUGCCAACUUCGUGGCGUGGGCGACUGGGAAUGCUAUUGGUCCACAAGUCUUCCUGACAUGGAAUGCGCCGCGAUACUUCAUAGCCUUCUCCACGCACAUGGGAUGUUAUGCGCUUCUCCUGGUCGUCCUGGCUGUGCUGCGCUGGCACCUAAAACAUCAGAACGAUAAACGUGAUGCUAUCGCUGCUGCUGGUGUCGAGCAAGCGAAAGACGAGCGCUACCUGCAUGCUUUCGAGGAUCUCACGGACAUGCAGAAUGUCAACUUCCGGUAUAUGUAUUGA
Recurvomyces mirabilis is the source of this 1590-nucleotide messenger RNA. RefSeq lists its product as uncharacterized. The record is from RefSeq and is a predicted model, not a curated record. Gene Ontology annotation, cellular component: membrane. Gene Ontology annotation, biological process: transmembrane transport; L-cysteine transport. NCBI's taxonomy places the organism in Eukaryota, Fungi, Ascomycota, Dothideomycetes, Mycosphaerellales, Teratosphaeriaceae. Bases 1 to 1590 code for a protein of 529 amino acids. The transcript has 6 exons. Gene Ontology annotation, molecular function: L-cysteine transmembrane transporter activity.